AUGUCUACCAACAAUGCUGCAACGGCAAACCGGUACAACUUCCUGAUAGUGUUCCUCGUCACCUUCGGCUCCCUCACCUACGGCUACAAUUCGGCGAUCAUAGGAGCAGUGCUAGGACUGAACUCGUUCUUCAGGUACUUCGGGAUCGACCUGCAUGGUCCAAAUGCCGCUGAGAGCUCACGAAUCACUGGUGCCACGAACGGCGUCUUCGCGGCCGGUGGCCUGCUGGGCUGCAUCUUGAUGACCUGGCUGGGCGACGCGGCCGGGCGCAAGGUGGCGAUCCAGGUGACUUCGGUCUUGUGCAUCAUCGCCGGGAUAAUCCAGGCUGCAUCUGUGCAUAUAGCAAUGUUCCUUGUGGGGAGAUUCCUGAUGGGCCUAGGCGUCGGCAUGGUCAACGUGAUUACUCCAUUGUAUCAGAGCGAGAUUUCACCGGCUCACCUGAGAGGGAGGAUGGUGGGGACGCACGGCUUCAUACUUUGCGUGGGAUAUGACUUGCACCGGCUACCUGGCGAGCAAGACGAUAUUCUGGCCCGGGAGGAGUUUUACCAGAUUCGCCAACAGCUUGACCUUGAGAGAAGAGAGGGGUGGAGGCAGGGGUGGCUCAAGGGAUGGGUACUAAUAUUCAAGAGAGAAUCUUGCCGCAAACGGCUUCUGUUUGGAUUUCUCACACUUGCUCUGGUUCAGUCCACUGGUUGCCUUGUCAUCAACAACUACCAGGUGCUUUUGUACAACGGCCUAGGUCUCUAUGGCUCUGUACCUCUCUUACUGUACGCUGUCUGGGAUAGCUGGGCCGCCUUUAUGAAUUACAUGAACUCCUUGUGGCUUGACAAAUUCGGGCGAAUACCGACCAUGGUAGUGGGGCAGAUUGGCUGUGCUAUCUCAGUCGCCGGCUUUACUGCCUGCUUGGCGAGGUAUGGAAGCACGGACAACAAGAUUGGCAACGGAUUCGAUGUUUUCUUUUUAUAUUUAUUUGUCACCUUCUUUGGUGGCUCUAUGGACGCCACGUCUUAUGUCUAUGCCAGCGAGCUGUUCCCCACCUCCAUUCGCACACAGGGCGCCGGCUUCAGCAUAUCAGCGCUCUUCUGCAUGUCCCUCAUCUACACCAUGUGUGCACCUGUUGCUUUUACCACCAUUGGCUGGAAGUACUAUAUAAUAUUUAUCGUGCUUCCGAUUUUCGGGGCGGCGAUAAUGUAUUUGUUUUACCCAGAGACGAAGGGGCUCACACUAGAGGAGAUUGGGAAGAAAUUUGGAGAUGGUGUGGCUAUCGAUCUCUAG
Molecule: messenger RNA, 1275 nt
Organism: Diaporthe batatas
Lineage: Eukaryota; Fungi; Ascomycota; Sordariomycetes; Diaporthales; Diaporthaceae
Exons: 5
Coding region: 1-1275 (424 amino acids)
Biological process (GO): carbohydrate transport; transmembrane transport
Cellular component (GO): membrane
Molecular function (GO): carbohydrate:proton symporter activity
Source: RefSeq, a predicted model, not a curated record